Beta vulgaris subsp. vulgaris (sugar beet) is the source of this 1600-nucleotide messenger RNA. RefSeq names its product serine/arginine-rich-splicing factor SR34. Bases 200 to 997 code for a protein of 265 amino acids. The record is from RefSeq and is a predicted model, not a curated record. Gene Ontology annotation, cellular component: cytoplasm; nucleus; ribonucleoprotein complex. Gene Ontology annotation, molecular function: mRNA binding. NCBI's taxonomy places the organism in Eukaryota, Viridiplantae, Streptophyta, Magnoliopsida, Caryophyllales, Amaranthaceae. The transcript is spliced from 12 exons.
UUAUCGAGUCAUGACUUCAGACCUCGGCUAAGGAGAUGGUAGGAGUGAGAAUGGAAAAACAAAAGUAGGUAAAAGUAAACAACAGCAUCAACCAUCAAGAAAUAGAAUCAAGAUAUAGCUCAUAUUGCAAUUCUCAUCCUUCACUCACAAUUUACAAACCUCGUCUCUUUCUGCCGCCGCGCCAUCUUCUACUGGAAUUAUGAGUAGCCGAUCAAGGAGGACUCUCUAUGUUGGUAAUCUUCCGGGAGAUAUCCGAGAGAGGGAAGUUGAAGAUUUGUUUUACAAGUAUGGACCUAUAGCUCACAUUGACUUGAAGAUUCCACCAAGACCCCCUGGUUAUGCAUUUGUUGAGUUUGAGGAGGCUCGUCAUGCACAAGAUGCUAUAGAUGGCCGUGAUGGCUAUGACUUUGAUGGGCAUCGUCUGCGGGUUGAACUUGCUCAUGGUGGGCGUGGGAACUCAUCAUCAACUGAUCGCUAUAGUAGUCAGAGUGGAGGACGCCGUGGUAUUUCCAAACAUACUGAGUAUCGUGUGCUGAUAUCUGGUUUGCCUUCCUCUGCUUCCUGGCAAGAUUUAAAGGAUCACAUGCGCAAGGCAGGAGAUGUUUGCUUUUCUCAAGUUUUUCGUGAUGGUGGUGGGACCACUGGGAUUGUAGAUUACACCAAUUAUGAGGACAUGAAGAAUGCUAUCAGGAAGCUUGAUGACUCAGAAUUUCGCAAUGCAUUCUCUCGGUCAUAUGUUCGCGUGAAGGAAUAUAAAGGAAGCCGGAGUCCCCCAUUUUCAAAGGGCAGGAGCAGAAGCCGCAGUCGAAGCAGGAGCCGCAGCCGAAGCCGUGGUCGUAGUUAUAGUAGGAGCAGAAGCCCAAGCAGGUCUCCAAAGAAGGCCUCACGCAGAUCACCUGUUAAAUCUCGUUCCCGAUCUGCUUCAUCCCGUUCUCGAUCAAGGUCUCGUUCUUUAUCAAGAUUUGCAUAUGUGCAGCAAUUUGGGGAUUGCAAUUAGGAUCUGGAUUUGUGCGGCAAUAUGGGGAUUGCAAAUUAGGAUCUGGAUGGGUUGUAUUUCAAAUGCCUCAACUCUUUUGGUUGUGGAGGUAUGCGGCUGUUUUUUUGAAUGGCAGCUUUGUGUACCUUCAUGGUCUGUUCUAAUACAUUCAGCAUCACAUGUCCAUGGGUGCUAGAUAUGGGACACAGAAGAUCAUGGAUUGCUUUAUUAAAGCUGGCAUACUGGGAACUAAUUGCUUACGGGAUAUUGGAGCUAUGUGGAUACUCUGGAUUUGGUCGUACAAUUUGGAAGGGCUUCAUGUCUAUUGAUGCAUUAUAUUUAGUAUGGUGCUGUUCUAAAAGGUUUACAUUUCCAUGUAGAAGCUUGUUUGCCGGGUUCGAAAGAUGUUAAGCUUUUAAUAUAUAUUAUCCCUGCUGCUAAAGAUGUUUAUUUCUUUUUGUUCCUCCUUGAGUAUGAAUGUGGUAACACUGUCGUGCAAGAGGAAUCAAGGCUUUUGGUUCAAGGUCUGAAAGAUUGUUGAGGACAUGUGGAUAUUAAAAUGCGUUGUUUCUGGAACUUUUGCAGAUCACGAUCAAGAUCCAGAUCACCUGUGCCUGCUGUAAG